AUGCUUCAAAACAGACGUUACAUAGACGCUGAGGUGAUACAAAACGUUUUAUUAAAAUUGAAAUGGGGCCUCGAUACGCGAUUCCAGAAUAUUGAACAGAGCAAGUCUCUAGCCUUGUGCACGCUGUUGGACCCUCGCUUUAAGUUAGAGAUGUUUAAAUCUGAUACCAACAAAAAUGCCAUUAAAGAACAUUGCCACGAGCUGAUGGCAGGUAUUUUGUCAAGACAGGUCCCAAUCCUAAAUACAGUACAAGUAGCGCCUAAUGCAACUGUUUCUGGAUCGAGUGUGUGGAAUAAAGUAGACAGUCAGUUAAACAAAAUUAGAGUGCCAGGGACGCCAUUAUCCAAAGCGAUCAGGGAGAUGCGCUUGUACUUGGAUGACGAAAUUUUGCCCCGGCAAGGCGUGGACGGGAAGUGGAACGAUCCCAGUGAAUGGUGGCUUCGUCAUUCCAAAAUAUACCCGACGUUGGCAGAAAUAUACCGUUCCAGGUGCAAUAUUGUGAUAACUUCUGUGCCAUGCGAACGGAUAUUCUCCAAAGCCGGGUAUAUUUUGAAUGAACGAAGAACUCGGCUUUCAAGUUCCAAAUUAGAAAAAUUGGUUUUUCUCAAUGUGAACUCCAAUUUUGUUAAAAAUAAAGACUAA
Messenger RNA from Pararge aegeria (speckled wood butterfly), 642 nucleotides. Its product is annotated as zinc finger BED domain-containing protein DAYSLEEPER-like. The transcript has a single exon. NCBI's taxonomy places the organism in Eukaryota, Metazoa, Arthropoda, Insecta, Lepidoptera, Nymphalidae. The record is from RefSeq and is a predicted model, not a curated record. Gene Ontology annotation, molecular function: protein dimerization activity. Bases 1 to 642 code for a protein of 213 amino acids.